AUGUCACACCGAUUUCAGUGUGUUGAUACAUCAAUUACACAACAAUGUCUACCACAAAUAACUGUAAGAAACGGUUAUCGAGAUUGUUUAGACGGUUCGGAUGAACCAACCCAAAUCAAUUGUGCAAUAGAUCAAUUUCCAUUAUCACACGAAUGUCAGUAUUUACGUGGUACUAUUAAAUCGAAUGAUGAUAAAGUUGUACUUAUCUUUUCUCAAAUUUGUAAUGGCGUAAAAGAAAUGCAAUAUUCUUCCAAUAUUACGGCUGAUGCAGAUGAUGAAGCCGACUGUGACACUUGGCCUUGUAUUACACAGUACACCAGAUGUAAUCAGGUAUGGAAUUGUAAACGUGGUGAAGAUGAAUUAAAUUGUCCAAAAACAGAAUUCAUGCCAAAAUAUUCGUGUAACAGUGAAAAUGAACAUUAUUGUGCUCGUCCAAAUGAAUAUAAUUUAGGUUGUAUUUCUGUUAAUAACACAAAUGACGGUGUUAUAGAUUGUUUGGGUGCAACAGAUGAGCAAUUUUUUAUUUGUAAAACUGAUACGUGA
This is a messenger RNA of Didymodactylos carnosus, 543 nucleotides long. NCBI's taxonomy places the organism in Eukaryota, Metazoa, Rotifera, Eurotatoria, Philodinida, Philodinidae. The record is from the annotation of a GenBank genome assembly.